Messenger RNA from Pezoporus flaviventris, 2191 nucleotides. It is a transcript of the gene MAT1A, whose product is annotated as methionine adenosyltransferase 1A. The record is from RefSeq and is a predicted model, not a curated record. Gene Ontology annotation, biological process: S-adenosylmethionine biosynthetic process. Gene Ontology annotation, molecular function: ATP binding; methionine adenosyltransferase activity. Gene Ontology annotation, cellular component: cytosol. NCBI's taxonomy places the organism in Eukaryota, Metazoa, Chordata, Aves, Psittaciformes, Psittacidae. The transcript is spliced from 10 exons. The coding region runs from base 527 to 1525 and encodes 332 amino acids.
AGCAGCUCAGGGACUGACAGAUCAGGCUAGGUAGGGAUACAGACUUCAGGCACAUGCAUACUUCUUGCAUGUGUACACAGAUGCAAGCACAUGCUGCUUUCACGCACUGAAGUUAGUGUAAGAAGUAAUAAGUGAAGACAGCAACAGUCCUGCUGAUAAAGAACCUUCUCCUUUAAAAGAAGACACUAGAGGUAUAACUCUUCAAUUACUGUUUAUAAUAAUCCAUCAGGAAAAGCAUCACAAUCAUGAAUGGGCCAGUGGAUGGUUUAUGUGAUUACACACUGGAUGAUGAAGGGACUUUCAUGUUCACAUCAGAGUCGGUAGGAGAAGGACACCCAGGUGCCAAACCAUUUAGGAUUAAUUCCUUCCCCUAUAUGGUGUGACUUCAGGUGGAAUUGCCUACAAACAGAAUGUCAUUCAGUUUUCCAAUAAAAUCUGUGAUCAAAUCAGUGAUGCUGUACUAGAUGCCCAUCUCAAACAAGACCCAAAUGCCAAGGUUGCUUGUGAGACAGUAUGUAAGACAGGAAUGGUGUUGCUCUGUGGAGAGAUCACAUCUCAUGCUAUUGUGGAUUACCAACGAGUUGUCCGAGACGCAAUUAGACAUAUUGGCUAUGAUGAUUCAGCUAAAGGUUUUGAUUACAAGACUUGUAAUGUUUUAGUGGCACUGGAACAGCAGUCACCUGAUAUUGCCCAAGGUGUUCAUCUACACAGGGAUGAAGAAGAUGUUGGUGCUGGAGAUCAGGGUUUGAUGUUUGGUUAUGCAACAGAUGAAACAGAAGAAUGUAUGCCUCUAACAAUUAUUCUUGCACACAAGCUGAAUGCCAGGUUAGCAGAGUUGAGGCGUAAUGGAGAACUUCCUUGGCUAAGGCCUGACUCUAAAACACAGGUCACAGUUCAGUAUAUCCAGGAGAAUGGAGCAGUCAUCCCAGUGCGUGUUCACACCAUUGUGAUAUCUGUGCAGCAUGAUGAAACCAUUUCGCUAGAGAAUAUGCGCAGAACCCUGAAGGAUCGUGUGAUCCGAGCUGUUGUCCCUGCAAAAUACUUGGAUGAGAAAACUAUUUAUCACCUUCAACCUAGUGGACGUUUUGUUAUUGGAGGACCUCAGGGUGAUGCUGGUGUUACUGGUCGAAAGAUCAUUGUGGAUACUUAUGGUGGCUGGGGAGCCCAUGGAGGUGGUGCCUUUUCUGGCAAAGAUUAUACAAAGGUGGAUCGAUCAGCUGCCUACGCAGCCCGUUGGGUGGCCAAGUCUCUUGUGACAGCCGGGCUCUGUCGCCGUGUUCUGGUCCAGGUUUCUUAUGCCAUUGGGGUCGCGCAUCCAUUGUCCAUUUCACUGUUCACUUAUGGAACUUCCAAAAAAACAGAGAAAGAGCUGCUGGACAUUGUGCACAAAAACUUUGAUCUUCGGCCUGGAGUCAUUGUCAGGGAUUUGGACCUAAAAAAGCCCAUUUACCAGAAGACUGCCUGUUAUGGUCACUUUGGAAGAAAUGAAUUCUCAUGGGAGGUGCCUAAAAAACUUGUGUUUUGAUAUUAGCAGUCAUCCUUUGAAAACAAAAAGGAAGAGGAGUCCACUAAUUAUGAGGGUGCUCCCAAAAAUCAAAUCUGACGGCUUUGUAUUCAGCAAAAGGAAUUUUAGAUUUUAAAUUGAAAGAAAGAAAAGGAUAUUUUCUUGGAAAUUGAUUAUUUUUAGCCCUCAGUGUCUUUCAUCAUCUAAGAUAUAAAGACAGUCUGGGGUUUUUUUUUAAUGAGCGUAAGACAACAAAAUACAGUUUACUUUUUUAUUGCUGCUCUGUUGGUUCUUUUGAUAAAAGCAAAGUAUGACUCAGGUACACAAACCAACGGCUGACCCUCAAACCUGUCAUGGGCAAAGUCAAGAUGACUUUCCCAACUCUGACUAAGGAUCAGCAGAUCUCUUGCUUCUAAUUAGACAAUGGGAAAUUCUGGGGUCCAAUUUCCUUUCUGGAGUUUGCAUUGCAUACAGCUGGGGGUUGCUUUGAUGGGAGAAGGCUGAAUAUCACGUAACUGUAUCUCAGCCUCUUUUGUAGAUGUUAACAUAUACAUAAUAUUUAAACCACCUUCAUUGCAUAUGUGCUGUUACCGUUGUGUUUCAAUUACCUGUGUUUUUGAAACAUAAGUGUUCUCCUUUAAAAUAUCAAUCGGUGAAUAAAAGGCUUUUUCCUACCAUGUAUGUAAA